GAGGGCGGGACGGGACGGGGCUGGUAGCGGGCGCAUCACCGGCAGCGACGCGGGCGGAGCGGCCGCCGCGGGAGAUUGAAGUGCCGGGGCCGCGGCGGGGCGAAGAGUGUGAGGCGCUGCCGCCGCUGCCAGGGUCGCCCGAGGGGAGGAGAACAGAAGGAAGGGGCCGGCCGGCUGCGCGCCCGGGACGCGCCCGCUCCCACCGGCACCGGGACCCGCCGCAGCUCCCCCCGGCCCUCCGCAGCAGCCGGGGAGCCGCGGGAGUGACGGRGCUGCGAGUCCGGGCUGCGCAGGGAAACUUUGCCGCUUCUUCUCGGCGCUCCCCACAUGCGAGUGGACAGCGUGAAGCCGGCUGCUGCUCUUCCUGCCGCUCCGGGUCCUGCUCCUGACGCUCCUGCGGGUGCCGGGCCGGCGCUGCCCCCCCGCUCCGGCUGCUGCACCUGUGCCCGGCCCCGGAGCUGCGCCGCCGCUUCUCAUCGCCAUGUGGGACUAGGAGGGGUGCGGCGUUCUCCUCGGUGAACAUGGAUGCGGCGGGCAGGGCCGGCGGAGGGGAGCAGAGCCAUCCCGGCAGCGGCGGGGACUCCCCCGGGGACACCUCCAUGGACCGCUACCUGCGAUCUCAGGGCUUGUACAGGAAGAAAGUGGCCAAGGAUGGGUCCUGCCUUUUCAGGGCUGUGGCCGAGCAGGUGUUGCACUCUCAGUCUCGWCACAUUGAUGUUAGGAUGGCUUGUGUAGACUAUCUUCGGAAAAAUAGGGAGAAAUUUGAAGCAUUCAUGGAUCGGCCAUUUGAAGAUUAUUUAAGAAAUGUGGAAAAUCCACAGGAAUGGGUUGGACAAGUAGAAAUAAGUGCCCUUUCUCUUAUGUACAAGAAAGAUUUCAUAAUAUACCAGGAGCCAAAUGCCUCUCCUUCACGUGUAACUGAAAAUGGCUUUUCUGAUAAGGUGUUGCUGUGCUUCUCAAAUGGAAACCACUAUGAUAUUGUGUAUCCCAUAGAGUAUGCAGAGAAGGCUGCUCUGUGCCAGUCUCUGCUGUAUGAGUUGCUUUAUGAAAAAGUGUUUGAUAUGGAUGUAAAGAAAAUCAUGUCAGAACUUAGUGCUGUUGGUGUGGCAGAGGAAAGUAAUGGCAGCAGUGAAGUUUCUGCUUCAGAUUCAGAAGAUGACAAUUACAGAAGUAAAGCUACAACAGUUAGUGAUAUGAAUGGAAUGAAGUCUCUUUCUGGCAACAAGCACCUUGAGAGCAAUGGGAAUCCCAGCUUGUUGGUCCUGCCUAAAAAGGUUCUGAAAUCGCUUGAUCCCUUGGUUUACAGAAACGUUGAAUAUGAUGUUUGGCUCCAGUCCAAGUGGGAUCAGCAAAAACAAGAUUUCUCUAUUGCUGCUGGCAUGCAAUACUCCAUUGGAGAUAAAUGUAAAGUGCGCUUAGACCAUAACGGGAAAUUUUAUAAUGCCCAUAUUCAAGAAGUUUAUUCAGAGAAUGGGCCAGUCGUUGUAUUUGUAGAAGAGCUUGGAGCAAAGCAUGCUGUCUCACUGAAGAGCCUUAAACCUCUUCCACAGACCUCUCCUAUGGAGGGCUGGAACACUGUGCCAGGGAAGAAGAUAAAAAAGUUUUACCCAACAUGGGGGCAGAAUGCUCAGCCUGAUGCAGAGUGCAGAGGGCCAAAGAAUCAGAGCAAAUCAAUCAAACCCCAGUCAGCACUACCUCCUCGACUUCAGCAUACUGUGGGAACCAGGCAGCACCAGUUCUUGAGUUCUGGGCCCCAACCUCAUCAGACCUCAACUGAGCAAAAAGCUCCAGGCAGGAAUCCUUCCCAGUCUGUAAGAAAAAUGGAGCGUGAGAGAAGUGAGGAGCUGAGCCAUGGCAGCAGGGAUUGUAACUACUUUGGGCUGUCGCCGGAGGAGCGCAGGGAGAAGCAGGCCAUAGAGGAGUCUCGUUCCCUUUAUGAGAUCCAGCAGCGGGACGAACAAGCUUUUCCUGCUCUUUGCAAUAAUCAGUCAGUCUGUCAGGCUGCUACACAGACUGUGGAUAAUGUAAACCAGAAAAAGUYGUCAAAUAAUGAAAGAAGAAACAGCAAGUGGACAGCAGAGGUGGAAGAACAGAAGGAGAAAGAGUCAAAUUCCAGGCAGAUCCACUUAAGUCAGAAGCUUGAGCCAAAUUCAUCUGAGAAGAAUAGUCAAGAUGAGAGUUAUCCAAAAGCUUCAUCUCCUUUGGAACAAGUUAAAACAGAUUCUCCGAUUCUUGCUGAGCAAGUAAGAAAUGUUUGUUUGAUUUCAAAGUUUUCCAGUCAGGAGACUUCAGACAAAGGGGAGCUUCAUCACAGCCACAACCUGAGCGAGUGCUUGCCGAGUGUAACUCCGACACCUUCUCCAGUCUUCUCUGAGGUGCAUUUACCUCCAGCAGUGCCUUCUGUACCAGCCAUUGUGCCAGCUUGGCCAAGUGAGCCAGCAACCUAUGGACCAGCAGGUAUUCCAACCCAAAUACCUGCUUCUUCGUUGAUGCCAGGACCAGCAACAGGACCUGACUCUAUUGUAUCGCAGGCUCAGGUAACAUCUGCUUCAGUUGCUGGACUUCCUGUGUGGCUACAAGCAGUUAACCAGCCUUUAAUGCCUUUGCCUCAGACUCUGAAUCCCUACCAGGAUCCGCUAUACCCUGGAUUCCCUUUUAAUGAAAAGGGAGAAAGAGCCGUUGCACCUCCUUACUCCCUGUGCAGUACUGGGGAAGACUUACCUAAAGAUAAGAAUAUUCUUAGAUUUUUCUUCAAUCUCGGUGUGAAGGCAUACAGUUGUCCCAUGUGGGCACCCCAUUCUUACCUGUACCCUCUGCACCAGGCCUAUUUAGCUGCUUGUAGAAUGUACCCAAAUGUGACCCUUCCUGUGUAUCCGCACAACCCCUGGUUCCAGGAGGCUGCUCCGACUCAGAAUGAAAAYGAAACUGCACGACCAAACAGGCACUUUGCUGUUCAGACUGAGACCAGAUCCAACGGUCAGAUUCCGCAGGCUGACAGAUCUCCAUCACUGCCUCUGAUCAUACCUUCAGCUCAGGUGUCAGAAAGUCAAGGACAGGUCUGUGUUGAACCAGAGAAUCCAGCUCAAGCUCUUCAUGCGAACUACGAGGAGUCCCUGAGAGGAAAAAACAUGUUCCCGCAGCCACCCUUUGGACACAAUCACUUUCUAGGAGCUGUUCCAAUAGCACCUCCUUUCUUUCCUCCCUUUUGGUAUGGGUACCCAGUUCAGGGUUUCAUUGAGAAUUCAGUAGCGAGAYCUAAUGUUGUCUUGUCACCUGAGGACAAAGAGGCAGCAGCUGGCACCUCUGCCAACAUGUACAUGAGCAAAGAAUGCAGCCCUCCAGUUCCUGGAGUGAACUGUGCAGAGCAGCUCCAGAAGACCAACAGCAGCAGCGGCUCCAACACGGUCCCAUUCCCAGUGGCUGCUGCAGGGGCCCCGAAAGACACUUCAGCAAGGGCACCUCAGCUGGAGCAAACCUGUCCUUCRGCUGCUCCUAAGCAGAAAACAUCUGGGCAGCAACAUCGCCCUCCGCAGACACAGGGCACAGAGAGGCCGAUGGCAGGGCCCAGCACACAGCMACUGCUGGCAGAACCUCCUAAAAAUGAACUGAAACCCAGCAUUCCUGGCCGUAAGGAGAAGCCUGCUAAAGGGAGAGAUUCCAAGGGCACUGGUAAUGUGCAAACAGAAAGCAGGGCCCAGAGAACGAGGGAAGAGAGUUCUGAAGAUGACAGUGAAGUUUCYGACAUGCUGAGGAGUGGUAGAUCCAAGCAAUUCUAUAACCAGACUUAUGGAGGAGGCAGAAGGCCUAGACCUGACAGGGGUUAUUCCAGCAGGGGAGGAUACCAGUUCCAAAGAAACGAGGAGGCCUGGAAAGGACCACCCAACAGAAGCAGAGAUGACGGCUACCAGUAUCAGAGAAACUUUAGAGGGCAGCCAUAUCGGAAUGACAGGAGAAGGGCAACACUGGGAGAUAAUCAGAGGGGGCAGCAAGCAUAGAGUGUAUGAGUGGAUAAUUGGAAAGUUUAAAAUGCAGAAAGAAAUUUGAAGUAGCAGUUUAAAAUCUUAAUUUCUUUUUAGYGAAGUUCAGUGAUUCGUUUAAUUCUCGGCAAGUAAAGUCUAGGAGGAUGUCAAGUCCUACCAUAGGGUUUUUGGGGAGAUUCUAGAGUUUGUUUGGCUUAGCAGUUUUUCUUCAAUGUCAAAUUAGAAAAAAAAAUAGGUUUAGUGUUUGAUAAUUCUUUUCCCCACAAAGAUUUGAGUUUGUGAUAGAAGAUGGGUAUGUGCGUUUACUAGAGUGACAAAUGACAGCAUUUGAUGUGAUCUAGAUUCUAAAAUUGACAGUAACAUUGCACCAAAUAUAAAUAUAUAUUUUAUCAUACAAUGCCUUAGUUCUGAACUGAGCUAAAGGAAUUCUCAGCCUACUGCACUGUUGUCUCUGAUAUGCUUCCAACCCAAAGGCCUUUCAUCUCAAAAAGAAAAAAUAUCUGUCAAACUUGAAUGUUUCUCUUGUGUGUUACACAUAUGGCAGCCAGCUAACCCUGUGUCUUAGGUAUGUUGUAUAUAGUUCUUUUCAUAACCAUAGGGUAUAUUUUUGAAUUUUAAAAAGCAUUUAUUUGUUGAAAUCAAAAUCAAGACAAGCAGUCAAGAAUACCUGUGUAAGAAUUGAGAAGAAUGGCUGUUUCCACCAUGAGUUCUUCUUAAUGCUGGUGUGACUAGAAUGGUGCCUAUGCCAACUGAAUAAUUACAAAGACAAUAAAAAUGUAGAUGCUAUGCAUUUCCAAAAUAAUUCUGCAUCUGUUAUAAUAGCAGAAGUUUUUUAAAUGCCACUUUAACACUAAUGCACUGACAAAUCCUAGAUAUUUUGUGAGGAGAUGCAUAAAGUACGUGUUACGUUUUUUUAAGUUUGUACAAUUGAGCUACUGUUCAGUAUUCUUUUGUUGUUGCACUGUUGAUGUUUUGCAUGUACAACUCCUUGCUGGAACUACUUUUAAAAGCAAGAAUGGAGAGUCUCAGUGUGCUCUGCUCUUCCCUACAAUUCAGAAGAAAGUGGCUUCUGCCUUAUAUUUUUACACUGUGUCAGAGUUCUGAUGCURUUUCUUCUGAGCCCGGUUACGAUCUCUGCAGUGUUCCUGUUGCCUUUGCAGUCUGGGUGUUCAGCUGUCCAGACUCGGAGAGUGCAGUGUGCACAGUAUUCACUCUGCUCUGUUGCUCUGUAAAAUUGAACUGUUGUGUAUAUUUUUAUAUCUCUGUAUACAGUAGUGUAGGUGAUGGUACCCAUUCAUUGUGUCUGAGAUUGUACACCCUUGGUGCAAAAACCAGAGUGAUAGUUACAUGAUAAAGAGUUUGUUUUCAGAUGCAUGCUAUGUAUAAAACCCUAAUUAAAAUAAAUGUUUUGUCUUUUCA
Malurus melanocephalus (red-backed fairy wren) is the source of this 5399-nucleotide messenger RNA. RefSeq names its product OTU deubiquitinase 4 (gene OTUD4). The record is from RefSeq and is a predicted model, not a curated record. The coding region runs from base 522 to 3995 and encodes 1157 amino acids. The transcript is spliced from 22 exons. Gene Ontology annotation, biological process: regulation of protein K48-linked deubiquitination; negative regulation of toll-like receptor signaling pathway; protein deubiquitination. NCBI's taxonomy places the organism in Eukaryota, Metazoa, Chordata, Aves, Passeriformes, Maluridae. Gene Ontology annotation, molecular function: cysteine-type deubiquitinase activity; K63-linked deubiquitinase activity.